Grus americana (Whooping crane) is the source of this 880-nucleotide messenger RNA. It is a transcript of the gene GRP, whose product is annotated as gastrin releasing peptide. The record is from RefSeq and is a predicted model, not a curated record. Gene Ontology annotation, molecular function: neuropeptide hormone activity. The transcript has 3 exons. Gene Ontology annotation, biological process: neuropeptide signaling pathway. NCBI's taxonomy places the organism in Eukaryota, Metazoa, Chordata, Aves, Gruiformes, Gruidae. Bases 111 to 548 code for a protein of 145 amino acids.
GGCUCAGUAUAAAUGGGGGGCGGCGGCGGCGGCAGCAGCGCUUCGCCCAGACGGAGCCGGAGCGGGCCCGCAGUGGAGGGAGGCUCGGCGGCAGCACCGGCACCGGCACGAUGCGGCGGCCCGGCGCUCUGCCGCUGCUGGCGCUGGCGCUGCUGGCGGCACAGGGCGGCGCGGCGCCCCUGCAGCCCGGCGGCUCCCCCGCGCUCACCAAGAUCUACCCCCGCGGCAGCCACUGGGCUGUGGGACAUUUAAUGGGGAAAAAGAGCACUGGAGAUUUUCCUUAUGUUUAUGAAGAAGAAAAUAAGACCCCGUUUUCAGCAUUACCUGAAAAUAUCAAGCAGCUGGAAGACUAUCUGCAGUGGGAAGAAAUCUCAAAAUACUUGCUACGGCUGCUGGAAGGGAAUGAAAAUAAAAGUGCUCACUUUUUAAAAGGAGGGCUUCCCUGGUAUACCAGGAACACCUGGGAGACAGAUGACAAUAGCAGUUGGAAAGACAUGAUGGACUAUCUGCUUCAAGUUGUGAAUAUGAAAGAGGGCACUCCAAGCUGAAGGAAGGUCUCUGUAUCACGAAGAAAUGGAAUACUUUCUGUAAGAGACUAUAUUUCACAAGCACUUGAUUGUAUCAGAUAAUCAACAAGGUCUCUUUUCUGUAAACAAGAUUUCCUUUGUGUAAAAUACCUAAAUACACAUAUUCUUGUAUGUUUCAGCAAUGACUAAACUCUCUACUUCAGUUUUCAAGGUUGCAUUUUCUCACCUGAAUGGCUUUGAUAUAUAUAAUUGUCACGGAAGGGUCUUCCAAUUAAUUAUAUGACUUACCUAUCCGAUCAGUUCAUCUCUUAGUUCGAAACUACAUGGCAUUUCAACAUUCGCAAUAAAUAGUA